AUGUCUAAAGUUUCAAUUGCAAUUAUCGGUCUCAAUGGUUUCAUUGGCAAACACGUCCUCAAUGCCAUCAACUCUGGUAUCUUUGACUCCAAGAUUCAAUUCCCCGUCAAAGCAAUCACCAGAAAAGAAGGAACCAAAUCAAGCGACAAAAUUGAAUACAUUGUCUCUGCCGAAACAUCUCCAAAUGACACCAAGUUGAUUGACGCACUCAAGGGCGUUGAUGUCGUUGUUGAGUUGACUGGUCCCAACCCUGAAUUGUUUGCCAAUAUUGAGAAAAUUCUUGCACAAGUUAAACCAAAAUUGUUUAUCCCAUCUCAAUUUGGUACUGACAUUCCACAAGUUGACACUUAUGCACCUGGAUUUUUAGCAUUAAAGACUCAACAUUCGGAAAAUGUUCGCAAGAUUGGUGGUAUCAAAGUUGUCGACAUUAUUACUUCAUUGUUUGCUGUGCCUGGUGCUUUUCUUUACGACUGGGUUGGAGCUGUUGGUAUCACGGAACAGGGGGUCAAUUUGAUUGGUGACAUUGAUCAAAAAUUCCAUAUUUCCAAAUUGGAAGAUGUGGGAAAUGUGGUGUUGGCUGUGGCUACUCAUGAUUCUAUUGCCAAAUUGCCCGAUUUGGUUCAUGUCGCAAGCGACGUUGUAACUGUUAAAGAUGUUAUUGACAAGUAUUCCUCGUCAAAGGGAGUCAAAUUGGAUGUGGUGUCCAAAAAGUCUGCCGAUGAAGGUAGGAAGGAGUUUGUCGAAAAGUUGAAUGCUGGAUUCAACCCCAAUGAUUUCUUGUUUUAUUUGCAAGUUAUUAUUGCGCAAGGUUUGGAUAAAGGGUUGUAUUUCAGUCAUUUGGAUAAUGAGUUGUUUAACCCAAAUGAAUCCUUGUGGAAAUGGGGAAAGUUCUAA
Molecule: messenger RNA, 894 nt
Organism: Lodderomyces theae
Lineage: Eukaryota; Fungi; Ascomycota; Pichiomycetes; Serinales; Debaryomycetaceae
Gene: CIP1
Product: Cip1p
Exons: 1
Coding region: 1-894 (297 amino acids)
Source: RefSeq, a predicted model, not a curated record